Messenger RNA from Dunckerocampus dactyliophorus (ringed pipefish), 2464 nucleotides. It is a transcript of the gene tbx18, whose product is annotated as T-box transcription factor 18. Gene Ontology annotation, biological process: regulation of transcription by RNA polymerase II; somitogenesis; positive regulation of DNA-templated transcription. The transcript is spliced from 8 exons. The record is from RefSeq and is a predicted model, not a curated record. Gene Ontology annotation, cellular component: nucleus. The coding region runs from base 112 to 1623 and encodes 503 amino acids. Gene Ontology annotation, molecular function: DNA-binding transcription factor activity, RNA polymerase II-specific; RNA polymerase II cis-regulatory region sequence-specific DNA binding. Lineage: Eukaryota; Metazoa; Chordata; Actinopteri; Syngnathiformes; Syngnathidae.
CUCGCAGGCUCUCAGACGGACAAACUUGCCGAAGAGAACACUUCGUUUUUGGGACCCGUCUUCUGCGUGACUCGCAGACCACCGCCACUUCCCCGGAACCGGGUCGGAGCCAUGGCCGUCGAGAAGCGUCGCUCGCCGUGCGCACUCAGCGUCAAGGCGCACGCCUUCUCGGUGGAGGCACUCAUCGGGGCGGAAAAGAGACGCCGGACGGCCGGGGAAGACGUGACGUCCGCCGGCUACGACCACGGAAGCGAUAUCCCUCCAGUGCCCGACAGCCCGGAGCCUCUGGCGGGCAGAGCGUGUGCCAGCGACCGCUGCGGCGAGGGGGAAUGUGCCAGUGACGGAUCCCAGAGCGAGGACGCGCUGCCGGAGAGCCCGCGGCCUGCAGCCGUGCGCGGCAGCGGCGAGGACACACGCGUGGACCUGCAGGGCUCCGAGCUGUGGAAACGCUUCCAUGAGAUUGGCACGGAAAUGAUCAUUACCAAGGCUGGAAGGAGGAUGUUCCCUGCAAUGCGUGUGAAAAUCUCUGGUUUGGACCCACAUCAGCAGUACUACAUCGCCAUGGAUAUCAUCCCCGUGGACAACAAACGAUACAGGUACGUGUACCACAGCUCCAAGUGGAUGGUGGCAGGCAACGCAGACUCUCCGGUGCCGCCGAGGGUGUACAUCCACCCGGACUCGCCUGCAUCGGGGGAGACGUGGAUGCGUCAGGUGGUCAGCUUCGACAAACUCAAACUCACCAACAACGAGCUCGACGACCAGGGACAUAUCAUUCUGCACUCCAUGCACAAGUACCAGCCACGUGUCCACGUCAUCCGGAAGGAGUGUGGUGAAGAGUUGUCCCCAGUGAAGGCCAUCCCUGGUGGGGAGGGAACACGCACCUUCUCCUUCCCCGAGACCGUCUUCACCACCGUCACGGCGUACCAGAACCAGCAGAUAACGAGGCUGAAAAUUGACCGAAACCCUUUUGCCAAAGGCUUCAGGGACUCUGGCAGGAACCGGAUGGGCCUGGAGGCGCUGGUCGAGUCCUACGCCUUCUGGAGGCCAUCUUUGCGGACACUCACCUUCGAGGACAUCCCCGGCAUGGCCAAACAAGGAGUCCCAGGAGCUCAUGGAGGUGUGGGCGCGUCAUCUCACCUGCUCUCCCCGCCUCCCUGCUCGUCGCCCUUCCAGGUUUGCCCUCUCAGCCCGAGCGACUUCACCUGCAGCCGCCCCGCUCUCCCCCUCCACCGCUACAGCAACCCACCUGAGCCAUUCCCCCCUCCCCGAGGCCCGCCGGCGUACGAGGGCGAAGCGUUCUGCUCCCUGCCCCUCUCGACGUCUCAGCUUGGCUACCUGCCCGCCCCGCAGGGCUAUGCCGGCCUGCGCCUGCACACGCCCCCUUACGGCCUGUACGGCUACACAUUCCCACCGUCGCCACGCCUCGCCGCCAGCCCUGACAAAAUGGCAGCCGCCAACCAGCAGAGCGCCCUCUUUGGUACGCCUCCAAGCGGGACGCUAACGGACAGUCUGGGCGUGCUUGCCACGGGACAGCAGGGCUUCUUGUUUGACUCUCGGACUUUGGGGCUUGGUGGGAGUCAGCCAGGGGGCGGUGCCUCACAGGUCACCGCCCACAUGGGCUGAACUCGGACAUCUACAAUUCUGCAGUCUCCAAAAUCCAAAUGCCACUCGGGAAUGGAUCCGGGUGGAUGAAGCUAUCGGGUGAUGUGAUAAUACACCACGUUCUGAUCCAACAAGAACCUUCUGUCACAUGUCCAGCCACACAGGAAGUGAGGUCUGGAUGUUUUGACUGUGGCCUGACUGGAACUGAUUAUGGAUGAAGGGAGCCCAGAGACUUCAAGUGAGCACUUGAGCCACUUUUUCUUGGAAGGUGAUCUCUGUGAACUCUGCCUUGUUGUCAAGGAGGAGCCCGGCACGCCUCAGAUGAUACAAAGCUACACAUUCUUCUCCGCACACAACAAGAACCUUUUGGACUUGCAUUCAUCACCAGCAGCCUGUUGCAUAUGACGUGAAGGACCACGAGAGGUCAUAGGAAAUGUUGCGGAAGGGAAAAAGAGCAAUAUGAUUUGCUCACUCUGUAGCGGCAGGAGGCGGCGUGGAAGGCGAGGAUAUAACGGGCACUGCGACCCUUCGCACUUAUGCACCUGCUUGGGCUCUCCAGAUCAGGUCAAGUAGCGCCGACCUUAAACUUUGUGGCCGAGGAACUCUCUCGCUCUCUUUGGCCCCGCCCCUAUAAAUUUUAUAAAGUAUAUGUAUUCACGCUAGAGCUUUUGUACGCAACUAAUUUAACUGACUGCACGCGCUGCCAUUACACAAGAGCAGCUUUGUUUCAUCGGAACCAAUGAGAAGGUUUAGCACAUACUGUAAACGGAUGCUAAUGGUCUGUCUGUGCAGUGAUAACCAGUCACACCACUCACCACUUAUUUCAUCACUUAUGCAAAACCUUUUGAAAAAAUGGAUUCAG